Molecule: messenger RNA, 4216 nt
Organism: Glycine soja
Lineage: Eukaryota; Viridiplantae; Streptophyta; Magnoliopsida; Fabales; Fabaceae
Product: DExH-box ATP-dependent RNA helicase DExH3-like
Exons: 19
Coding region: 150-3635 (1161 amino acids)
Cellular component (GO): intracellular anatomical structure; nucleus
Molecular function (GO): ATP binding; RNA binding
Source: RefSeq, a predicted model, not a curated record
GGUCGACCCGACUCCACCCACGAAUCUCACACUCCUUCCUUUUUCACAUUUGAAACACACCACCACCAUUGAAGACUCGAGGAGCGUGUGAAGAAAGAGGUGCCCCUAAAGCAAAGGCAGAGCAUAACAGCAAUGCCUCAAGAACGACAAUGCGCAAUUCAAAGUUGUGUGCAGCGUCUCUUCUUAUAGCACGGGCCAAGUCCCUCCAACUUCACCACCGCCACGUGCGUCACUGCUUCCCUCCAUUUUCUUCUUCUUCUGCAACCUCAAUCUCACUCUUCAGGUUUCAUCACCCUUGGCUCUCUUCCUUGUGCAACGCGAAAUCACUCAUCACCACGCGCCUCUUCUCCAGCUACUACUCCCUCGAACAGUUCUCCGAUGACGAAUACGACUGCGACUUCGAGAAUCAACAGGCAUCGUCUACAGUGGCUAAUGUGGAUGAGUGGAAAUGGAAACUCAGCAUGUUGUUGCGCAGUGAAAAGGAUCAGGAGAUUGUAUCUAGAGACAGAAAAGAUAGGAGGGACUAUGAACAGAUAGCUAACCUUGCCAAAAGAAUGGGGCUUUACAGUGAGUUGUUUGGAAAAGUGGUUGUUGCAAGCAAGGUGCCUCUUCCUAACUACCGUCCAGAUUUGGAUGACAAACGUCCACAAAGAGAGGUGGUGAUUCCACUAAGCUUGCAAAGGAGGGUUGAGGGUUUGUUGCAGGAAUACCUUGAUAGGCUUCAGUUGAAUUCUGCAAAGACAACUGACAGCCUAGAUGAUGUGAAUUCCACCAAUCAAGUUAAAGAUAUAAACAUGGAUGAAAAUGCUGAUUCUUUUGUGGAUGAAUCUGUUAUGGAAAAGGUUCUCCAGAAGAGGAGUUUGAGGAUGCGUAAUAUGCAAAGAGCUUGGCAGGAAUCACCCGAGGGCAGGAAGUUGCUGGAAUUCCGGAAGUCUCUACCAUCAUUCAAGGAGAAGCAAGGUUUACUUCAAGCUAUAGCACAUAAUCAGGUGAUAGUUAUAUCUGGAGAGACUGGCUGUGGUAAAACCACUCAACUUCCUCACUAUGUAUUAGAAUCAGAGGUUGAGUCUGGUCGUGGAGCAUUUUGUAGCAUUAUUUGCACACAGCCUCGAAGGAUCUCUGCUAUGGCAGUGGCAGAGAGAGUGUCAGCUGAGCGAGGAGAGCCUCUUGGUGAAACAGUUGGCUUCAAAGUUCGAUUAGAAGGAAUGAAAGGAAAAAACACCCAUCUGCUAUUUUGUACCAGUGGUAUAUUACUUAGAAGGCUGUUGAGUGAUCGAAACCUGAAUGGUAUAACCCAUGUUUUUGUGGAUGAAAUUCAUGAAAGAGGCAUGAAUGAAGACUUCUUACUGAUUGUGUUAAAGGAUCUGCUUCCACGUCGUCGGGAUUUAAGAUUGGUUUUAAUGAGUGCCACCUUGAAUGCUGAGCUUUUUUCGAAUUAUUUUGGAGGUGCUCCUACAUUUCAUAUUCCGGGUUUCACUUAUCCAGUUAGAGCACACUUUUUAGAAGAUAUUUUGGAAAUGACGGGAUAUAAAUUGACUUCCUUCAACCAAAUUGAUGAUUACGGUCAAGAGAAACUGUGGAAGACACAAAAGCAACUAGCACCACGGAAGAGGAAAAACCAGAUCACUGCUCUUGUUGAGGAUGCUCUUUCUAAUUCAAGCUUUGAGAACUAUAGCUCCAGGGCACGUGAUUCACUAACAUCUUGGGCACCUGACUGCAUUGGUUUUAAUCUCAUUGAGGCUGUUCUAUGCCAUAUAUGUCGGAAGGAACGACCAGGUGCUGUCUUAGUAUUUAUGACUGGGUGGGAGGAUAUAAGCUCUUUAAAAGAUCAGCUUAAAGCACAUCCUCUUGUAGGAGAUCCCAAUAGGGUUCUGCUUCUAACAUGUCAUGGUUCAAUGGCAACUUCAGAACAGAAACUCAUAUUUGAGAAACCACCUCCAAAUAUAAGGAAAGUGAUACUUGCUACAAAUAUGGCUGAGGCAAGUAUUACAAUCAAUGACAUAGUUUUUGUGGUUGAUUGUGGAAAAGCAAAAGAGACCACUUAUGAUGCUUUAAAUAACACGCCAUGUCUUCUACCUUCUUGGAUAUCACAAGCAUCUGCACGUCAGAGAAGAGGUAGGGCUGGUCGUGUGCAGCCAGGAGAAUGUUACCACCUUUACCCAAAAUGUGUUUAUGAUGCCUUUUCUGAAUAUCAACUUCCUGAACUACUGAGAACACCUUUGAAUUCUCUAUGCUUGCAAAUAAAAAGUUUGCAGGUUGAGAGCAUAGGAGGGUUCUUAUCAGCAGCUUUACAGGCACCAGAGCCACGGGCUGUUCAAAAUGCUAUUGAUUUUCUCAAGAUGAUUGGAGCAUUAGAUGAACAAGAAAAUCUUACGAAUCUUGGGAAGUUUCUCUCUAUGCUUCCUGUUGAUCCCAAGCUUGGAAAAAUGUUAAUAAUGGGAGCUAUAUUUCGAUGCUUUGAUCCUGUUCUUACAAUAGUUGCUGGCCUUAGUGUCAGGGAUCCUUUUCUUUUGCCCCAAGACAAGAGGGAUUUAGCAGGGACAGCGAAGUCUAGGUUUUCUGCUAAAGAUUACAGUGAUCAUAUGGCUCUUGUUCGAGCAUAUGAAGGAUGGAAAGAUGCAGAAAGAGAAGGGUCGGCUUACGAGUACUGCUGGAGGAAUUUUCUAUCAGCCCAAACUCUUCAGGCUAUUCAUUCACUUCGGAAACAGUUUAGCUUUAUCUUGAAAGAAGCUGGCUUGGUAGAUGCAGAAGCUAACGUCAUUAACAAAUUGAGUCACAAUCAAUCUCUUGUGCGUGCAGUCAUAUGUUCUGGGCUCUUUCCUGGCAUAGCAUCAGUGGUGCACAGGGAGACAUCCAUGUCAUUUAAAACAAUGGAUGAUGGCCAGGUUUUAUUGUAUGCUAAUUCAGUGAAUGCACGUUACCAGACCAUUCCUUACCCUUGGUUGGUUUUUGGUGAGAAAGUCAAGGUCAAUGCUGUUUUUAUCCGUGAUUCCACUGGUGUAUCUGAUUCAAUACUUAUCCUUUUUGGUGGUGCUCUAAGUAAUGGGAUACAGGCUGGGCAUCUGAAAAUGUUAGAUGGGUAUGUUGACUUCUUCAUGGAUCCUAAUUUAGCUGACAGCUUUUUGAAGCUUAAGGAAGAGCUCCAUAAGCUUAUCCAAAAGAAGCUGGAAGAUCCUAGCAUUGACAUUCACAAGGAAGGGAAAUACUUGAUGCUUGCUGUUCAGGAGCUGGUUUCAGGGGAUCAAUGCGAAGGAAGAUUUGUAUUUGGCCGUGAAAGCCGGAAGCCUAAGGCCUCCAAUGAUGAAAACAAAUUCACAAAAGAUGGAACAAAUCCCAAGAGCUUGCUGCAGACUCUGUUGAUGCGAGCAGGGCACUCCCCACCCAAAUACAAAACGAAACAUCUUAAGACAAAUGAGUUUAGGGCAUUGGUGGAGUUUAAGGGAAUGCAAUUUGUUGGCAAACCAAAGAGAAACAAGCAACUUGCAGAAAGGGAUGCUGCUAUAGAGGCAUUGGCUUGGUUGACUCACACCUCUGACAAUAACCAGCAUGAAGAUGAUAAGUCUCCUCCUGAUGUAACUGACAACAUGCUAAAACUCCUAGGGAAGCGUAGAAAAUCAAAGCGAGGCCAUGGUUGACAUGUCAUCCAUACAUGGUUUUUAGUGAGUUAAUCCCAUCCUAAUCUUGGAUUAGUAGCCCAGCACCAUGCAAUUUAGUGCAUGAUGAUGAAGGAUAGGAAUUUAGGUGACAUGUCAUCAAUACAUGGUUUUAGGUGAGUGAUCCCAUUCUUUCAUCUUGGAUUCGUUGCCCAGCACUCUGCAAUUCAAUGCAUGAUAAGAAAGGGGUUUAGGAGACUUGGUAUGAGGUCCUGCCAAGCAUUUCUUUGAGGAAUACAAUUUUUCUGGGACAUUAGGCUCUUUGCUUUCUAUUUCCCCCCUUUUUUUGGAGGGUUUGGUAUUGGUUCAGGAAAAUAUAGUUAAUUUAAGGUACUCAAUCUUGGCAGUUGUUGGCGUUUAGAAGUUCAUUGUAUUUUUUAGCUGUCCCCUUCAAGCCAAACCCAAAAUUUUAGAAUCAAUCUGUACACUAAUGCUUUUAUAAAUUGAUUUAUAUAUCUUGUGUCAAUGUCAAAGACCAAGAUACAUAAAGUUGUUAGCUAGGGAUAACAUGGCAUACAAUUUCUUAUAGCAACAUAAUAAAAUCAAUAUUUAUAUUUUGCUGC